This is a messenger RNA of Castor canadensis (American beaver), 1229 nucleotides long. RefSeq names its product RAS related (gene Rras). Lineage: Eukaryota; Metazoa; Chordata; Mammalia; Rodentia; Castoridae. Gene Ontology annotation, cellular component: membrane. Gene Ontology annotation, biological process: signal transduction. The record is from RefSeq and is a predicted model, not a curated record. Gene Ontology annotation, molecular function: GTPase activity; GTP binding.
UCCCAGUCUGUCUUCCGUUUGGCUGGAACAGGGGGAACCGGAAGCCUGGGUCCCUCAGCAGGCGGAGACUCCAGCUUCUCAGCCAGACGCCCGGGUCGAGAGCUUAGCUAGGAUGCCAAGAGGGAGGUGGAGCUUCUCUUCAAAACCUGUUCCUUCCUUGGAAUGCCCUAUAUACGGCCGCGCGCGAGUCGGCGAGCCCCGCCUACCAGAAUAAGACCUCGCGGAUGGUCCUCGGUGAAGCUCUGUCACAAGUCUUACUUUGUGUCUGACUACGAUCCCACCAUCGAGGACUCCUACACGAAGCUCUGUGUCGUGGAUGGCAUCUCCGCCCGGCUGGACAUCCUGGACACCGCUGGCCAGGAGGAGUUCGGGGCCAUGCGGGAGCAGUACAUGCGUGCUGGCCAUGGCUUCCUGCUGGUGUUUGCCAUUAAUGACCGGCAGAGUUUCAAUGAGGUGGGCAAGCUCUUCACUCAGAUCCUCCGAGUCAAGGACCGCGAUGACUUCCCUGUCGUGCUGGUUGGGAACAAAGCAGACCUAGAGACACAACGCCAGGUCCCCCGAUCUGAAGCAUCGGCCUUCAGUGCUUCCCACCAGGUGGCCUACUUUGAGGCCUCAGCCAAACUUCGACUCAACGUGGAUGAGGCCUUUGAGCAGCUGGUGCGGGCUGUCCGGAAAUACCAGGAGCAAGAAUUGCCACCCAGCCCACCCAGCGCCCCCAGAAAGAAGGACGGGGGCUGCCCCUGCGUCUUGCUGUAGCUGGGCAAGAAAUGACCGACUGCCACAAGGUCUUGGGACCAGCUGCCUCACAUCUUGCUGUGUGGCCUGAGGCCCUGGUUGAGCCUGUUUCUUCCUCUGGGUCUCCCAGGACACACUACACCCACCACCCUUACUUCCUGGCCUCUUUCAGGCCAUUGCCACUGUGUGCCUUCUGCCAAAGCCUUCUUUCCCCACCCAAGCCCCUGGUGGGGUGAGGGGCUCCUGGGUCACUGCUGUAUAUAUCUUCUUUCCCCAGAGAAAUAAAUAUCACUUCCAACAUCAAGACGUGCUUUUUAAAAGAGGAAUGGUGGGGGGAAUACACUUGCUCCGUGUAAAACCAUCGAAGGAUCUAGAAUCUAUUUCCUGGGAAAGGACAGGCGUCCUGACCCCCACUUUUCUUCAACAGGGUGAGUCAGCUGGGUGCCAGUGGCUCACACCUGUGAUCCUAGCUACUCAGGAUGCAGAAAUCAAGA